CUCAGACACGUACUCCGGACACGUCCCUCGCGCAACCGUCUUGUUCCACCACUGCUCUGUACGCCUCCUACACACCUUCUCCAAGCUGCAUGUGGCAGGACAGCAAUAACGCGUAUGGCGCACCUCCCGUACAGGGAGUCCCACUCCAAUUCUACGCGCCGAGUCCUGUGAGCAGUACUUUCUACAGUGGCUCACGCCCAAGUCUCGACGGCAAUGUCGGCGCGCAAGGAUCUAUCAACUCGCAAGGAGUGCCGCCAGGGUACGGCGGCAACAUUCAACCUGUUGGUGGUUGGUGGACGGCGUUUGGAACGGGUGGCUUCGAGGGAGAGCCACCGCUGCUGGAAGAGCUUGGGUUUAACUUUGCUCACAUCCGCGCCAAAACUUUGACCGUCCUGAAUCCGCUCAGUCGCUCCGGCAAGCCGCAGUUCGGCUAUAUCUACGGUGUCGGCCUCAUGGGUUCUGCGUCCAUCUACACGCUUCUCAACCUGAUGUCUGAGAGUGGCAUAGACGCAUAUCGAGUUGUGUCCGUCCUAGGAUACUGCUUAUUACCCAUGGUCGGUGUGUCCGCGUUAAGCGUGAUCCUGACACUUGAGUUAUGUGCUCUCCGUGUUGUCAAUUCUAUGGUGCACCUACGCUGCGUCGGAAUAUUCGUCGCCGUGCUGCGCAUGUCAGACCAGCGUUUCCUCGUAGCAUACCCUGUAGGACUCUUGUAUGGUUGUUUCGCUUUGCUUAGUGUAUUCAAAGUGGGUGGGGCCGGUUCAUCGAGAUAAAUAGGCAUGCCCGUCUACAAUGAAGCCAACAUCUUGAUAUU
Messenger RNA from Fomitopsis serialis, 811 nucleotides. RefSeq lists its product as uncharacterized. Gene Ontology annotation, cellular component: trans-Golgi network. Bases 90 to 770 code for a protein of 226 amino acids. The transcript has 5 exons. Lineage: Eukaryota; Fungi; Basidiomycota; Agaricomycetes; Polyporales; Fomitopsidaceae. The record is from RefSeq and is a predicted model, not a curated record. Gene Ontology annotation, biological process: endoplasmic reticulum to Golgi vesicle-mediated transport; vesicle fusion with Golgi apparatus.